AUGGGUGAGCGAAGUAUUAUAAAUAAGCGAGUUGGUUGCGACUUUACUUUUAGAAUUUUGAUUCUCAGCUCCACAAGCCUGCGCAAUUUUAGAGAACUUUAUGCUUCACGUCGAAUCAGGGAACGCAUAAUGACAGACAAUAUUAGCCUUAACUUCCGAAUUCACGUAAAGAAACGAUUGGCAUCCCUAACGAACGGCAUUCCUUCGACUCAAAUCAAUCUUCAAACAAUGGAUGAAAUGAGAAUGAAAGCAAUGACAAAGAUUUCUAAAUAUCUCAACGAGAAUAUCAAUGAAGAUGAAAUUCAUGUUUUAUACAGUGACCCUCGAUACUAUGAAGUUAUCCAUCAGCAACGCAAGACUUUCUCGUGGCCGGUUGAUAUCAGUACAGUGACCCUCGAUACUAUGAAGUUAUCCAUCCUCAAAGUCCUCCCUUUUCCGCAGGAUACAAAGCCUGACGAUUUAACCCUACGUUUCGCCAAAGCUGAUGAAAAGAAUUGUGAAGAGUUAGGUUUGGAAGACGAUGCCACAUUUCGGCAAUAUCUCAAGUCUUGUGCCGUGCAGGCGUUCUUCACUCUCAAAGUACAAAUCGAUACUGUGCAAAAACCAUUCUCCGAUUGGAAACUCGAUAAGAACGAAAGGGGAAUUGACACCUUGCGGUCCAACAGGAAAAACAGUAUUCCUAGACAAGUUUCAACCGAUACCAAUUAUUACGGUUUACGAUGCUUGGUGUCUCCUUUGGAGUUACGCGCAUCGGCCCUCAAAGAAGAUGACAGUAGAGGAGCAAAUCAAAUAUCUAUACGAGAGUCAAGAACGCUUAGCACAGAGUAUAACGAUAGUACAGCCAGAUCUAAUAUUGCGUCCGGCAACAGUCAACCUCACAUACUCAAAUCAAGUAUCGAAACGGAAAGGCAAAGAUGUGAAAUUCAUGAUGGGUUCGUCGAUUCGUUGCCAUCCAACAGUGAGAAUGGAGGUAGUAAAUACAAGGACGGAGAAAAUACAGAUAUUAAGUUGGGCAAAGAACGUGAAGGAUGUCCUAACACUGGAAUAAUUGGAAGAAUGCAGGCAUCCUUUGGGAAACUGCUCAGAAUCGGUUCCCUGGGAGGCGAUGGUUGGAAAAAGAUUGUCCCCGGGAAAACGUGUCGCCUUGUACACGCGGACUAUCGCUUUACCAGUAAAGGAAAAUCAAUUACCGAAAAUCCUACAACCAUGUCUCAAGUGCAAUUAUGUGAAGGAAAAAAUGGAAGAACGUCGCGUUGCAACGAUUCGCUCAUCUUAGUUGAUGCAUUUAAAGAUAAUUCUCGUAUUGUAACCUUGGUUAAUUAUGAAGUUCUUGAUAACAAAGUAUGGAAUGAUCUUUUAGACUGUUAUGGUCGUGUUUUUUUAUGGGAAAAUGAGAGUCAAACGUUAUGGCCACUUGGUGAUUCUCCCGAAAAAGCAUCGAAACGCAUAGUUAAAGGGGUAGAUCAGUUGUGUUGGUUUGAAGAUAAUGGAACUGUAUAUGAGCAGAUUACGAAAUGGGAAGAUUAUUAUUAG
Molecule: messenger RNA, 1533 nt
Organism: Ambispora leptoticha
Lineage: Eukaryota; Fungi; Glomeromycota; Glomeromycetes; Archaeosporales; Ambisporaceae
Source: the annotation of a GenBank genome assembly